CUUUCUGGGUCCUAGAGCCAUCCACAUUGCCCAGAGACAGGGGGAAGGAAUAAGGUAGGGAGCUUCCUCUCUCUCAGAGUCAGCUCUGGUUUUUCCAACAGCAGCAAAAACAGAUCUGGUGGCAGUAGAAGACCCUGCGGGGCAAAACGGCAGAGGAACAUCGUGAGCUCCUUAGAUGCGGAUUUUGCUGUGCCCUGCGUUUCUUCCUUCUUGGCUUUCGAGACCUAAAUGUCUUGCCUGCAUCAUCACUGAUAAAUCCUGACCUAGCUAACUCGGUAUGCUGAGUGUGGUCCUGCCAAUUCUGGUGUGGGAGAUGUGGACUUGAGCUGCACUAUCGCCAACCCCAAGGAGACAAAAUGGCUGCGGUCCAAAAGAAGCGGUAACACUGCCUCUCUGUCUGAGCUGCCUUCGUGAGCAACCUGGCGAGAAGAAUGGAGGAGCCAAACCCAGCUCGUCCUAACCCAGGGGAGGGCUCAGGGACAGGGGCAGGGACAGGGACAGGGAAAUCUUCUCGGGCCAUUCAGGCUGGUGCUAUCAGUGAGUUUUUGAGGUGGGCCACGCCGCAGCAGGGUAGACUUGAGAGACAGGAAGGAAUGCCACCCCACGGAGAGGCCCACUGGCAGGAAAUCCUGAAGACAGUACAGUCGUCUCACUCGGGCUGGGCAGGUUCUCAGCUGCCGGAGUUGCCUCCCUGGGAUGACCUGUCCACUUUCGAGCGGAUGGCUGAUGCCUGCCAGUGGCCACGAGGAGAGGGCAUGGCCAGGCUCGUGCCAAACCUCAGCGGAGAAGCCCAGCAGGCCUUUAGCAGUCUAGAUGCCAGAGAGAGGGGUGACUAUGGGAAAGUGAAGGCCGCCAUCCUACGGGGGGACGUUGCGCAUGUGGAGAUGCAGCGCCAGCGCUUCCGGCAGUUCCGCUACCAGGAGGCCGAGGGGCCCCGCGAGGUGUGCAGCCAGUUGCGGGAGCUCUGCCAUCGCUGGUUGGAGCCGGAGAGCCGCACCAAGGAGCAGAUCUUGGAGCUGCUGAUCCUGGAGCAGUUCUUGACCAUCCUGCCAAAGGAAAUCCAGAACCGAGUCCGAGAACGUGGGCCAGAGACCUGUGCCCAGGCUGUAGCCCUGGCAGAAGGUUUCCUGCUGAGGCAGGAAGAGGGGGGGAAACGAGAACAGGACUCAGGGACACUCCAAGGAGGGCCAGCAAAUUGCUCUGAGGCUCAGUGGGCUCCAGUAAACACCAGGCCAAAGCAAAACUACAAAGAAACCAGGCAGCAGGAUAAUGGGAAUGCCGGCUCACUGGGUGCCAAGUUUUUGGGAAGAGCUGGUCAAUGUUUCCAGUGUCCAGACUGUGGGAAAAGGUUUAGGGGAGAGGAAGAGCUCCGAGCCCACAGUGGCAUCCACAGGAAGGACAGGCCUCAUGCCUGUGCUCAGUGUGGGAAGAGAUUCACCCGUCCAUCAGGCCUAGCCAAGCACUUAAAAACCCACUCAGGUGAGAAACCUUACCACUGUGGCCAGUGCCCCAAAAGCUUCAUCCAAAUGUCACACCUCACCAGACACCAGAGAAUCCACACUGGGGAAAAGCCCCACCCUUGUGCUGAAUGUGGGAAGCGCUUCAACUGCCCGUCGGACCUGGCCAAACACCAACACAUCCACACGGGUGAGAAACCUUUUCGCUGUGCGGAGUGUGGGGCGAGAUUCAACCAGUUUUCGCACCUCACAAGGCACCAGAGAAUCCACACUGGAGAGAAGCCCCACGCCUGUACUGAGUGCGGAGAAACCUUCAGCCAGCGGGCACAUCUUAUCAGCCACCAGCGCAUUCACACGGGAGAGAGGCCUUAUCGCUGUACCUACUGCCAGAAAUGUUUUAGCCACCUCUCGGCUCUUACGGUACACAAGAGGAUCCACAUGGGCCAAAGGCCCUAUGGCUGCCCUGAAUGUGGGAAAAGGUUCAUCGCCUCGUCAGCUCUAACUAGGCACCAGAGAACCCACUCUGAAGAAAGGCCUCACACUUGUGAUGAAUGUGGCAGGAGGUUCAACCAGCUCUCUCACCUUCAUAGGCACCGACGGACCCACUCAGGGGAAAGGCCCCACAGCUGUGCAGAGUGUGGGAAAAGGUUCAACCAGCUCUCCUCUCUCACCAGGCACCAGAAAAUCCACACAGGAGAGAAGCCUUAUCCCUGCGACGAGUGCGACAGGAGGUUCAUCCGGCUGGCAGACCUCAUAAUCCACCAGAGAAUCCACACGGGAGAGAAGCCCUAUCGCUGCACUGAGUGCGGGCGGAGGUUCCGACAGAGACAGACACUUGUCAAGCACCAGAGACUUCAUCCAAUAGCAAAUUCAUAAAAUAUAUAUAUACAUAUAACAAAAUGAAGCCUUUCUGCCUUUUGAUUUGUAUCCUGGAAAUAGAUUUUCUGACAUUUGAAAAAGUGGGAAAGAGAGAAAAGAAAAGCAUAAGUCCAGCAUCACAGUUUCUUCUGUCAUCUUAUCUAUUGCUUUUCUUUGUGCCCACCAAAGAAGGCGAUCUUUUCAGCAAUAGUAUUCAGACUUUUUAAACAAAGACAUUCUUCCAGGGAGAUUUUGUUUUCUGAACCCAAAGUGCAUACAUAUAUACACAUUCCUUCCCCUUUCUUGUUUAUCCCUCAUCAUCCAAAUGCCCAGUGCUGGCAGCCAAGUUGUCAUUAGGGCAGAGAAGCUAUUGGAUGUUGGAGGUUUCUCUCUGAAAUGUUCCACUGCCCUGAAGACAGUCAGAGCAAACCAAGGAUGUGUUAUUGUCAUGACAAUGAAUAUUUUAAUAUUGUGAAGGACAGGUGUCUUCUUACAUAAUCUGCAUAAGAGUUAAGAAAAUAGAGAAAGAUGAGGUUGACUCUUUUCUGUGUUGCUCUUUUCUGUACUAAGAUGGGUCUUCUGUGUUGUUAAUCCCAUUUUGUCCUUUCAUGUUCUCCCCUGACCUGACUCCUUAAUAUUGUGUAGAGUGGCAUUCUGUCUUCAACUGCUGCUUUUCAUAGUGGCUCACUUUCAGGUGAAUCCUUCUUUUCAGCUGCAAGUUUUAUUAUGAUUUUAUGUAGUCCUUUUCAGGUACAAACAGGCCUUACAGCAGUUUUGUGAAAUGGGCAAUUGAAAUCCAAGCUCCCCAAAGGUACCUAACUGCAUAUAGUGGACUAGACUGGUUCACAUUCUCUCUUAUUCUUUUAUCUCUCACACACACUGCCUCAUCACAGGCCUCAGCAGAAGUAAGUGAAGGAGUGAUCGAGGCAAAAUUAAUUUUCUUUUCUGUGUGCCAGUACUGCAGCUUGUGCUUGUGUCAUUCAGCAUCCUCCUUUGUUGGUGUCCUUGCCAUGGAGAACAUUUCCUUCUCAAAACUUGGAACACUCACACAGGACAAGCACCUAAUGGGCUGGAGCGUGAAAUCACAAGCCACAUGCCUUUGUCCUUCCCAAAGUGGCUUGUGUUUUACAUUAUCCCCACCAGAAGGAUGUACGGAUCUACCUCCAACUGAGUCUGUCUAAGCACUUACAUUUCACCUCCAGGUGUCAGGCCUCAGAUCCGGUUCUCAAGGUUCACUCCAAAUCUGGGGCUCAUGGGCAGGGUUUCCCUAUUUACCAAGCAUAUGCUCUGCCAUUGAGCUAAUGUCCUUUCUAGUCUCUGACCUGCCCUCAUAUUUGGCUCCCGUUUUGUGGUGGAUUGCAGGAAGGAAAGCCAUUGAUUCCAUUUACUCCAGUUCUUGCUGACUUUUCUGGUUCUCCAGGGAAAAUCUGAUUAGAAAAUUCUGCCUGUUGGCAGUACCUGCAACAGAAAUUUCAGCCCUUCUACUUCCCAACUGCUUCCAAAGCUACUAGGUGAAAAGAGAGCAAGGUGUCCAUUUAAGAAUGAGGUGGAGGCCCUUGACUAGGAAAGAAAGUUGAGGCUAAGAGAUGACAUUGUUGUGUUUUUUUCCUUUGGGAGAGCUGGGACAGAAGAGGCUUCUGGGCCUAAAAGUCAGGAUGAGAAAUCUGAUAUUCCUCCCCAGCCUUCUGGAUUCUUGCUGUUAAUCCUUGGAUAGGAAUACUUGUAGCUCCAAAGCGCAACAUCCUUAUAGGUUCUUUCCACAGAAGCAUUGCUGCCAGAAUGCAUGAAGGAGAAGCCCUACAUUUUGCUCAGCAUUGCUUUUGACUUUGUUUUAGAGUCCUAUGUUCAUUCUUCUUGAAUGCACCCUUCCUUCAACAUCCUUCUUGAAUGCACAGUUGCAGUAGAAUUCUAAUGAAUACUACCAAGAUGAAAAAUUAUCUAGAAUGCACAGCCUAUAAGGACUGGUUAUGUUUUGCCAAGAAAAUAGAUUUUUUAAAUUUCUCCAUUCUGGUGACAGUAGAAUGAAGAAGUACUAAAUGAAGAGUCCUCUAGAAACAAAGGGUCUGAGAGGUCCCCUUUUUUGUGGCACAGGUUAUCUUCCAGAUCCUCUCUCCUGCUUGGUUCUGCACCCCCUUUCAACUCCAGUAAGUUUUUCCCAACAAGAAAUGUUAUGCCCUCAAUUGGCUGCUCUUCUAAUUUAAAGUGUAUGUGGAGAAGGUUUUAUCCCAGAUGGAAAGUGGGGGACCAAAAUAUAGACGGUGUUGAAAUUUAUUUCAGACCUGUUUAACAAACACAAAAUAUAUAUCCCUUGAAUAUGUUUUUAAAUUUCCCCCCAGGAAAUAAUCAGUGAGGCUAUGAUCAGGCCAUGAUAUCCUGGUGACCAGAUUUGCCAGCAGACUGGCUAUUACAUUCAGUUUCAGCUUCAGCACACAAUGAAUCAUGUUUUGGGUUCUCUAAACUAGGCCCCCCCAAAUUUGGUGCAUCUGCUGCACAUGCCCACUAUAGGACACAUGAUUUUACCCCUAAAAUUCCUCCCAGAAAACUUGGAAAAGCCAAGUAUUCAACCUUGUUCAUGAGCUUCUUCUUCGUCUCCGUUCAGUUGUGUCCGACUCUCGGUCACUCUAUGGAUCAAUGCACUCCAUGCCAUCAUAUCUCAUACAGCUUCCUUCAAUUCCACCAUGGUCAUUCCGGUGCCAUCCUAUCUCGUACAGCUUCCUUUAAUUCCACCAUGGUCAUUCAUGAGCAUGCAGGACUUAAUUUGAGGCAGGACUCAUCAGUUUUCCAUAUCAAGGUUCAGCUUUGGGAUAUGCCAUAAUUAAGAAAGAAGGUAGUGCCUCUAGGAAUGUGUAGACUAGAGUUAAUUCCCCUGCAGCACUGAUUAACAAGAGCCUCCUUGGAUGUUGGUAGAAUAAGAAGGAAUGGCCUAUGAACAUCAGAGCUGCCUUUCUGAACAUCAGACUGCUAUCUCAGGCAGCAUUCUGCAUCCAAUGGUACCCAGUGAGAUGUCUCUGGGAAGCGUCUAAGCAUUGGCCAUGAAGUCACCCUCUUCUUUGCUUACUCAUCUGGAAUGAUUUCACUUCCAUGUCAAAGGAUUAGGUCUCCAGAUGUGUUUGUGCACCCAACUCUCUUGUUAGAAAUUAACAGAGGGAGUGGAGGAUGGCUGUGGUGCCUGGGAUUGUGGGUGCUGUUUGCGACUAAAAGGUGAUUCAGUCUGGAGUGCUGCCUUGCCAUCCCCCAUGAAAUGCCUGUCCACAUGUGCCCAAAAGAGAUCCAUUAUGAUACUUUGUAAAUAGCUGGAGAAUUAAAGAGGAAACUUCAGAGAACUGGCUAAUAUAGUACAAAACUGGGUGGAAAGAGAGGGAGUUCUCUCCUGAAAUACUUUAUGAGGUCGUGUUGAUUUGCUUAAGAAGCUUGUGAGACCCAAGUGAUAUGUGGGAGGAACUGGGGGCGGUUCACGGUCUUUGUUAGGAUGUAAGGCCUGAAUCACUUGCUGCAUUUCUGUGCUAUGUUUUAUUAAAGUACAAUUGGCCUAAUAAAGUAAAUUGCUUGGA
Molecule: messenger RNA, 5866 nt
Organism: Hemicordylus capensis (graceful crag lizard)
Lineage: Eukaryota; Metazoa; Chordata; Lepidosauria; Squamata; Cordylidae
Product: zinc finger protein 436-like
Exons: 4
Coding region: 432-2333 (633 amino acids)
Source: RefSeq, a predicted model, not a curated record